GAGCCAACGAACCUUUUGAGAAGUAGACGUUCUCAGGAACUGGAUUGGAGAUGGCUCGACGUAGUGCAGACGAGUGGGCAUGAUAGGUUAACUCCAAAGUCGAUGGGGUCCUUCGGAUGAGGGGAUGACGAGAUAAUAUCAGAGAUGCACGUAGAGGCGGAGGGAUGGAGGACGAUGAGGAGGAUGAGGAGGAGGCGGUAGCUUGGUUUGCAUCGACGGAGGUUGAAGAUGGGGUCGCAAAGUUUCUCUUCCACGCUGCGAGAGCAUCAGUGAUCCUGCGACAAUUCAGUCACAUUGAUAAACUGACCAUAGACUCCAUUUCUGGGUGCGGAGAGGGCGUUUGCUGGUCUUGGAGGCAUUGUCUCGAAGAUGUGAGGCCUAUAAUAGCAGAGCUACUGAUGUACGAAGGUGGGGUUCUGUACAAUUUCGCAGACGAUCAAUCGACGAGGAUUUCCGAAAAAUUUGCUUCCGCGUUUCAGAUCGAAGGAUUAUUUUUUGUAGGUCCAGCCCAGCAACGAGCAUUCAUUCGACAACGACGAGCGACUUACUCGCGAUCGUGUGAGCGAGGACAGAAGCUGGAGCUACGAGAAUCACCAUCAGAGUGCCUUCCUACUCUUGAAAGCAACUCAGCUUUCAGCAGACUCCUCGGUUUUCUGGUACCAUACGUUCCCGCAGAGCCAUCUGCCUUCUGAAAGAGGCUAAUCGACGGGCUCGAGUUGAGAGCACCUUGGCCCGAAGCUUGGGAAAGGUCUCAGAGUUCCUCACCGAGACAAUGCAGACCUCAAUAGCCGGUCCGUCUAGACCGUGUCUUCCGAUCGAGGGCGACAGGUCAACGAAGAUCAAUGUCAGCCUACCUCAAGACUUAGUGCCUUUCAUGAGGCGGUUGACCG
Molecule: messenger RNA, 890 nt
Organism: Kockovaella imperatae
Lineage: Eukaryota; Fungi; Basidiomycota; Tremellomycetes; Tremellales; Cuniculitremaceae
Exons: 1
Coding region: 165-692 (175 amino acids)
Source: RefSeq, a predicted model, not a curated record